This is a messenger RNA of Trichoderma gamsii, 990 nucleotides long. RefSeq lists its product as hypothetical. The transcript is spliced from 2 exons. The coding region runs from base 1 to 990 and encodes 329 amino acids. NCBI's taxonomy places the organism in Eukaryota, Fungi, Ascomycota, Sordariomycetes, Hypocreales, Hypocreaceae. Gene Ontology annotation, biological process: regulation of DNA-templated transcription. Gene Ontology annotation, molecular function: DNA-binding transcription factor activity, RNA polymerase II-specific; zinc ion binding. The record is from RefSeq and is a predicted model, not a curated record.
AUGAAUGGCGGAAGAUCUCCCCGUCUCAUAUUACCAAGACAAAAUACACGUCGGCCGCUAAGAGCUUGUGCGGAGUGCUAUCGGCGGAAACUGAAAUGUAACCGAAAUCAGCCCUGUUCGAACUGCGUUCGUGGAAGCGUCGCUUGUUUAUACACUGAUGAGCCGAUUCGUCGAGAUCGAAAAUCUAAAUGUCGUGAUUCAAAGCUCGCGGAAAGAGUCGCUGACCUUGAACGUCUACUCGGCUCACGCGAUGAUCAAAGUUCUGUGAGAAAUUUACCAGCUGAGGCUGAAGACUCAGCCGAUGAUGAAUCAAGGCGUUUUCAACAGCGCCCAGGCCGUUUAUUAGUCAACGAACCUGGAAAAAGUCGCUUUGUGAUGAAAACAUUCUGGGCAGAGCUUCCAGCAAAGCUUGAAAAGCCCAAUUCCAGCUCAGGAUAUACUUUAGCGUACGCGCUUGACUUAAUCCCUCAAGAAAACCUCUCUUACGGGACUUUUCUUUUCCCGUAUGCGAUACCGAAAACUCAGACGGCGGCCGCGAAUCCUCACCUUGGCCAGAUACUGCGAUUGUGGAAGAUAUACCUGCAAAACGUCGACCCCCUCAUUAGGGUUCUUCACAAACCUACCAUUGAACAAAACAUAACUGAUCUAUCACUAUGGGAGGGCAGUCUUGGCUCCGAGACGCGCGCCUUACUACUAGCAAUUUGUUACAGUGCAGUAUCUUCUCUUUCAUCGUCUCAAGCUAGAGUCGAAUUUGCGUUCGACGUCCAAAGCUAUAUUACCUCUUUUAGAACAGCGGUUGAGAAGGCUUUGACCGACGCUCAAGUGCUUCAAACUCAUGACCUGCGGGUUCUCCAGGCGUUUGUUAUCUAUUUGGUAAGACUUUUGAACAAAGUUAUUGUCCCGAGAGAAAUAAGUAAUAUUUACCGAUCUCCAUCUAGACCUGCGUACCUAGAAAUGAAGCCCGUAACAUUGGAAUCCUUGUUUCUCUAG